This is a messenger RNA of Leptosia nina, 612 nucleotides long. Lineage: Eukaryota; Metazoa; Arthropoda; Insecta; Lepidoptera; Pieridae. The record is from the annotation of a GenBank genome assembly.
AUGGAGGAAGAUCGUCUUUUUGAUGAGAGAAUUUCUAUUCGAGAAUCUGCUCGCCCCUUAAAAAAAUAUGGUAGUACGUGUAAUCAUAUGAAAAGGAACGAAGAAUAUAUCAAACAUGUAAUGACUAAGGGUGACACUUUGCAAGGGAUUGCUUUAAAAUACGGUGUUACGAUGGAGAAGAUAAGGCGUGCGAAUAGACUAUUCGCUUCGGAUAGUUUAUUUUUGAGGGAAUACCUUUUAAUUCCUGUUACCAAGGAUUCUCCAUUUUACGAGAAUGGAGAGAGAGUAACAGAGAUAGCACCUUCAAAUCAUCGUGCGUCAAUCGCAGGAAUGCCUACUCGGGAUUUUUCCCCUGGUAGUCCAGACGAAAAAGAGUCUUUUGACAAUUUCCUAAACAGACUGGACUCAUCCAUUGCUACGAUUAAAAAGCAUGUGGAAAAAACCAAGGAGAACAGCGAAUUCGUCAACGAAUUCGAAGACGACUUCGUGCGACAUCGGCCGACUGCGAGGCUUCGGCAGUCGGCCUCGAUGGUUGUAGCGCCCGCGACUGCGCAGAUAUGCGCGUUUCCACUGAGCAUGAUGUCGCCUCCACGGCAGCGCGUGCGCAAUUAA